GAGACUCUGCAGAGGGGAAACAGUUCAGGGAACUGCAGGAAGCGGAGGUAAGGGCCCUCCUGCCCUCCGUAGGUCCCUUCGUAGGGCCCUACUGCGGAUUUCCUACAAGUUCUCAGAUGUCAGACACUCAGGGGGCUCAUGUUGCCUUCCUCCUCCUCCUCCUCCUCCUCCUCCUCGGAAACGGGAUGUGAUGUAAAUACACAGAAAGUUUUUUUCGUCCCCGUCUCUGUGGAGUGUGCAGCUCCUCUUCUUCUUCUUCUUCUUCUUCUUCUUCUUCUUGUUCCAACACUUUGUUGAAGGAAAACUCUCCGAAGAGGAUCUCAGAGGCGGACCGUGACGCGUCGGACGGAUUCGGUCACCGUUACUUUGCUCCACCAUGAUACUGUAAACUCCACCGACAGUGAACCCACCGACCUGCCGGACUGCGCUCCGACACAGACGGAUCAAACCGGAGAGAAGCUCGCUGCUGGUGUGGAUCCGGAGGGAACCCGCGGACAGAGAUGUAGCAUGUGUGUUGGUGUGAUCUGCGGACCAUCAUGCACCUCUUCCUGCUGCUGAUCCUUCAAGCCACAGCAGCCUUCGGACAGAUCGACCCUGCACACUGUCGCUAUGCCUUGGGCAUGGAGGAUGGACGGAUUAAAGAUGAUGACAUCACAGCAUCCAGCCAAUGGUACGAGACCACAGGACCACAGUACGCCAGGUUGAAUCGUGAGGAGGGGGACGGUGCCUGGUGUCCUGAGGGACAGCUGGAGCCUUCAGACAGUCAGUUCCUGCAGGUGGACCUGGGCAGGUUGACUUUCCUGACGGUGGUCGGGACUCAGGGACGAUACGCCAGGUACUCCGGGAACGAGUUCGCCCGAGCUUACCGCCUCAACUACAGCCGGGAUGGCCUGCUGUGGAAGUCCUGGAGGAACCGGCUGGGGAACACGGUGAUGGAGGGCAACAAAAACGCCUACACCUCUGUCAUCAACGACCUCCACCCUCCGAUCAUCACCCGCUACGUCCGGCUGAUCCCGGUCACCAAACUGUCCACCACCGUCUGCAUGAGAGUGGAGCUGUACGGCUGUCCGUGGGAGGACGGUCUGAUCUCCUACAACGCUCCGGAGGGUCAGCUCAUGAUGCCGCCUGGUUAUCCCAUCGCCAGCCUCAACGACUCCACGUAUGACGGAGCACACGAGAGGAGGAGGCUGUUAGGCGGGCUGGGUCAGCUGACGGACGGUGUGAUCGGCCUGGACGACUUCCUGCUGACGCGUCAGUACCACGUGUGGCCCGGCUACGACUACCUGGGCUGGAGGAACGACUCGCUGGGAACUCAGGGAUUCGUGGAGAUGGAGUUUGUGUUCGACCGGCAGAGGAACUUCACCUCCAUGAAGGUUCACAGUAACAACAUGUUCGCCCGUGGCGUGAAGAUCUUCUCCACUGUUAGCUGUUGGUUUAAGCCCCGCCUCAUUGCUGGUUGGGAGCCAGAGCCUGUGGCGUUCAAAACGGUGCUGGACGACAGGAACCCCAGCGCCCGCUACGUCACCGUGCCGCUAAACCGCCGCACAGCAAAGUCCCUGCGCUGCCGCUUUUACUUUGCUGACGUCUGGAUGAUGUUCAGCGAGAUCUCCUUUCAGUCGGAGGACACCGUACUCCCGACCCUCAUGCCCCUGGGGUCGACCUCCCCUGUAGUCAAGGAGGACAGUUCCACAACAACCACACCUGUGACAGCAGCCAAUCCAUCAGCCAGUGACCCGCCUGAUGAUGGGAACACGCCCAUUCUGAUUGGCUGCCUGGUGACCAUCAUCCUGCUGUUGGUCAUCAUCAUCUUCCUCAUCCUCUGGUGCCAGUACGUCUGCAAGGUGCUGGAGAAGGCUCCACGUCGGAUCCUUGACGAGGAGGUGACGGUUCGGCUGUCGUCCUGCAGCGACACCAUCAUCCUCCAGACCCCCCCUGUGCCCCCCCGCUCUGGCCACGCCUCCACAGGCCCCGCUAACACUGACCCUCACUAUGAGAGAGUUUUCCUGCUGGACCCGCAGUACCAGAACCCGGCGGUGCUGAGAAACAAGCUGCCCGAGCUGUCUCAGAGUGCAGAGGCCUCAGCGUGUGGAGGAGGCUACGCCGAGCCUGACGUCACCCAGUGCACGCCACACCAGUGUUUCCACAGCAACGCGCCGCACUACGCCGAGACAGACAUCGUGCGGCUGCAGGGCGUCACCGGCAGCAACAUGUACGCCGUCCCCGCCCUCACCGUGGACUCACUCACCAGGAAGGACAUCUCUGCUGCCGAGUUCCCACGGCAACAGCUGAUCUUCAGGGAGAAGCUGGGAGAGGGGCAGUUUGGAGAGGUCCACCUGUGUGAGGCCGAGGGGCUUCCAGAGUUCCUCGGCGAGGGGUCUCCUCUUCCUGACAGAGACGGCCGUGCGGUGCUGGUGGCUGUUAAACAGCUGAGGGCUGACGCCACCAGCCAAGCCAGGAACGACUUCCUGAAGGAAAUAAAGAUCAUGUCUCGUCUGAACGACCCCAACAUCAUCCGUCUGCUGUGUGUGUGUGUGUCGUCUGACCCGCUGUGCAUGGUGACCGAAUACAUGGAGAACGGAGACCUCAACAUGUUCCUGUCGCAGCGGGAGAUCGAGAGCACGCUGACGCACGCCAACAACAUCCCUUCAGUCAGUCUAUCCGACCUCCUCCACAUGUCAGUGCAGAUCUCGUCAGGGAUGAAGUACCUGGCGUCUCUGAACUUUGUGCACCGCGACCUGGCCACCAGGAAUUGCCUGCUGGACCGCCGCCUCACCAUCAAGAUAGCCGACUUUGGGAUGAGCCGGAACCUGUACAGCAGCGACUACUACCGCAUCCAGGGCCGGGCGGUGCUGCCCAUACGAUGGAUGGCCUGGGAGAGCAUCCUGCUGGGGAAGUUCACCACGGCCAGUGACGUGUGGGCGUUUGGUGUCACCCUGUGGGAGAUCUUCACUCUGUGUAAGGAGCAGCCCUACAGCCUGCUGUCUGACGAACAGGUCAUAGAGAACACUGGCGAGUUCUUCAGGAACCAGGGCAGACAGAUCUUCCUCUAUGGCCCUCCGCUCUGCCCACCUUCUCUCUUCGAGCUGAUGAUGCGUUGUUGGAGUCGCGACAUACCCGACCGACCCACCUUCGAGGGACUUUACCAAGCCCUGAGGCCCCAUGUCAACCAGUGAGCCGAGGCUGCUGGAAAAGUACCACUCGGCGAGUUUCUCCAUCUCUGGACUCCUUUAAGACGACAGACUGACACGACAGGACAGAGGACUGGGAUUGUGUGCAAGAGAAAGCCUCUGUCAGAGGGAAUGGCAGAACUGUGGUCAGGAGGUGGGUUUGCUUUGUGGUCACAGCAGCGCUCUGCUCUGAGAGACAGCAUGGAGGAAGGAGACAAGGCAGGUCAGCUCAGAGGAGAUCCAAACCUUUCAGUCAUUGGUGAACAAAGAUUUCUAAGCUUUUUACAGAUUUCUAUCAUUACUGAUUUCACAGUUUCGUCCAUAUCUUUAAUGCUCCUUUGACCAAAACGUCUCGUCGGACCUUUUGACAUAUCUUUUCUUCAUGUUGUUAUGGUGCCAAAGGUGCCGUAAACUUUAUUUUCUUCUUCUCUUUGGCUUUUUAAGACGCCAAAAACUGGACAGACACUUCAGCCUUGGUAGUUUCUCCUGUCCCUGUGGUUAUUAUUAAUAUUGUAAAGCACUGUCUGUGUCUCUCAGUUAUUCAUGUUCAUAUAUUAACCCACACUGGAGCUAGGGUUAGGGUCAAAGUGUAGUGUAGUUUUAUUUUUAGAUUUUUAUUCUAUUUUAUUUUUCUUGUUUUACGGUAUUUCACUUUUGUUGGUCUUUUUUGUGGAUAUGAAUGUUGGUCAGCUGAGGGUCACAUCACGGUGCCGACAGGCUGCGAUGAACCCUGUGUGGUUCACGGACUGAAAAUCAGUCGGUGGGUAAUUUAAGGAGAAAAUCUCGAGUGACGGCACAUUGAAACCAAAUAAGUAAAAAAGUGUUGUGCCUUUUUUGUUGCCAUAGAGAAAUAAAGAAUUUAAGUGAUAAACAGUUAUGUUAUUUUAUUAAAUUUGUAAAAUAAAAAAAAAAGAAAUCCUUUGUAAAUGGACUGAACCUUCAACAUCUGCCAGUUGGUGGAUCUUUUUAUUCAAAGUGCCUUACAUUUGUAGCAUGAGUGGUACCAGUGGGAAUAAGCCAACGUUAACAACACGGGUACACAGAGGAGUACCUAAUGCAAAGAUCUAAUGUCAAGGUUUUAUUUACCUGUGUCUGUGUUUGUGCUGGGGCCUGUAAAAUGUAUGUUAAGUGUGUCUAUGUCUAUGUUGGAGCCCAGAGACCUGUAGGUGUGUGUUCUUUGUCUCCAUCAGCCCGGUUCUGCCUUGAUGGAGCUGCGUUUGGCUUGCGCCCCCAAACAUUAGCCAGCUAGCCGUAAAGUAUUACGGGUUGAAAUCCCGUACUCAGUAGUUUCAUCAUUAGAAUCAAAGAACUUUGAAACAAAUGACGAACUGUUCAAAUUAAGAUUAUUCACCAUGCAAAGUCGAGGACGUCGCAGCAUGUAGGAUAAUAAUUUUGGUGAAUAACUGACUCGUGAUUAGAUUGAGGGAACAAAACUGCUUCUGCAUCAGUUUUGGACAUUCAGAGAUGACGUGCACGUUAAGCUUGUUACACGCGUUCUCUUUUCAAAAUAAACUUACAGCGUAGGUAAAAAAACCUUUGUUUUUAGGUUUACUUCGUUAAGUUUAGGCAACAAAAGAACAUGGUCAGGUUUAGAAAAAACAUCAUAGUUAAGCUUAAAAUAAGUGAUUCUAAUGUAGGUCACUUGCACAGCUUGCAACACAUGCUAACACACUACGUCAUUAUUGAAACAACUCGAUUGACUUUGGUUUCCCAAAAGACUAAAAACAGUGUGCUCCCGUGUAAAAUUCUGGAGUUUGUUUGUCCCAUCCACCCCCCCUCCUGCCCGGAGACUUUCUCACAAUUUACACCAUAGUAGCUGCCGGAGCGUCAUUACGGUGCUGUGCAGGUCGUCUCAUACAGCAGCAAAAGUUUGCCUCCAUGCGUGUCUAACGUUGACGGGCCACUGAGCAAGCUUCGCUAUUUCACAAAUUGGGAGUGAGACGGAUAUUCUCCUCACCUGUCUUGUUUUCUGUCUGAUUUUAAAGACAUGCUACAGCAGCCAAUCAGAGCACAUCAAGGUAAAAUCUCGGCGAGUGGAGACGAGACACGACAUGUACAUUUUGGGCCGAACGUAGCAGAACUACUGUGUAAGAAAGGGACCCUCUGAGCUGAGGGCCAAUGAGCCACUAGAGACUGAGGGGGAUGAACAGAUACACCUUGGACAGAUGGAGCCAUCAGACAAGUCCCGCCUCUCACUGCUUUAACCAGCCAAUCACUGCAGCCAGUCCUACUGCCCUCUGUUUUCUGCCGUAAGAGGGCGCGAGUCAAGGCCUGUCUUGAAAUCCAUACUGAUUUUUUACAGCAUAGCAUUUAAGAGUUUUGUUUACAGAACUGAUGAUGAUGAGUUUUCCAAACAUGUACUGAAGCAUUUCGCCAUAAUGUCCGGAUAACUGAGGGAUCGAGCGUCAGCCAUGGAAAAGUAAAGGUUAUUGGUCAACACUGCAACUGGACUAACGGAUGCGUGAUCUGUUUUAAGGCUAAUCUUUGUUGUCAGCAUCAUUAUCUAAUGUGUAAAAGUGGUUUUGAAAUUUCAUAAUUUUAUGUCCCAUUCUUUUAAUGUUUUAGUCGCUCUCUUAGUCUCAGUGUGUAACGUGUGUGCAGUAUUUUCAAUCCUCUCGGAUCAAAUUUUUAAAAGUGUAAAAGGUGCAAAUCAACAUCAUCUUCACCAAAGAGAGGGAGGAAGACCAAAUAUGUUCAGUCUGAGUGCAUCUUUCAGUGUUUCUGUUGUUACAGUAGUGUUUAUUUUAUCUGUACUGUAUCUUAACACUUCUACAAGUGUGUACAUGUGUGUGUUUAAGAGAAAAUGAGUGUUGUGAUCGAGUGUAUUUGACAUUCCUUUGAGCACUGGGAGCUAGUUGGGAUUGAAGUGGUUAACCGGAGUUGCUCCGUUGUGCCAAACGAUGUAAUUAAAUGAGGGGGAGGGAUUUUUGUUUUAAAGCAAGAGGACAGAAAGUGAGGAAACCACUAAACUCAAUCUCCCAGAGUCCUUUGCUACAGUGAGCCUGUGUAUUUUGUUGUGGUUCCUUUAGAGAGAUAGACGAGUCAGUGUACAGUAUAAGUGAUCUAUAAUAUCUCAGUGUGUGAAUGCAGAUUAGGUGUGUUAAUUAUUAUUAUUGAUAAUUGAUUAUCUAUCAGAAUUUAUAGUUGUAGCUGUUUCUUUGAUUAUUUCUGUUCUGGGAAGGUGUUGGCUUUUUUCUGUCUUUUUUUUCCAACAGGAAUUUUGAACAUUUCAAACAGAGAUGUCCUGCUUCAGACAUGUAUUGUACAUAGGCUAGUAGCUGUGUAUAUUAAUAUAUUGGGAGUUAGGAACUUUGUGUUCUGUCCUCCCAAGUCAUUUUCACUCUGUACCCUCUCAAGUCUCCGUUUGUUUUCUUAUAAUAAACAGUAAAAUUUGUCAAACUGA
Molecule: messenger RNA, 6570 nt
Organism: Epinephelus moara (kelp grouper)
Lineage: Eukaryota; Metazoa; Chordata; Actinopteri; Perciformes; Serranidae
Gene: ddr2l
Product: discoidin domain receptor family, member 2, like
Exons: 19
Coding region: 537-3173 (878 amino acids)
Biological process (GO): cell surface receptor protein tyrosine kinase signaling pathway; positive regulation of kinase activity; multicellular organism development
Cellular component (GO): signaling receptor complex; membrane
Molecular function (GO): ATP binding; collagen binding; protein tyrosine kinase collagen receptor activity
Source: RefSeq, a predicted model, not a curated record